This is a messenger RNA of Eucalyptus grandis, 2370 nucleotides long. RefSeq lists its product as uncharacterized. The coding region runs from base 1 to 2370 and encodes 789 amino acids. The record is from RefSeq and is a predicted model, not a curated record. Gene Ontology annotation, cellular component: nucleus. Gene Ontology annotation, molecular function: chromatin binding. The transcript is spliced from 6 exons. Lineage: Eukaryota; Viridiplantae; Streptophyta; Magnoliopsida; Myrtales; Myrtaceae. Gene Ontology annotation, biological process: DNA replication; mitotic G2 DNA damage checkpoint signaling; regulation of DNA-templated DNA replication initiation.
AUGAGGAAUCAACGACCCUAUGGUCCAAUUUCCGAUUCUAAGAAAAACACCCCCGCGCUCCCUCCUUUCUAUGGCGACCGAUCCGAUCACCGACUUCUCCCGAACCCGGCGCGUCGUCCUCCUCGUCGACCUCGACCCGCUCCUCCGCAGCCGUGCCUCGCCGCCGCCUCCCUACCUCUCCUCCGUCCCUCCUCCGCCCGGGCCCUCCUCUCGCUCCCCCUCUCCACUUCCUCCGCCCUCUCCUCCUUCAAGUUCUUCUUCUCCUCCCUCUCCCCGAUCCUGUCCUCCUCCAGGAUCCCCAAUUCCCCCUCCACCUCUCCUUCGACGCCCCCGCCGCCACCUCCGCUCCCUCGCCGACUCCCUCGCCUCCCUCUCCAGCGGCCUCGCGGGUCCGGCGCCGACCUCCGAUGCGCCGCCGCCGCCGCCGCGAAGGGAGGGAAUGUCGCGGCCUCGAUGCGCCAGCUCCUGCACGACUACGCCUGGGACCUCGUGGCCGACGAGGAAGGUUCGGGUACGGCUUCGCGUGGUGAUUUCGGUGUUAGGUCUAAUUUGGUCGUUAUGUUGUCGCCCGCGUGUAGAGAUAGGAAAUCGGGUUGUGAAUUCUUGGGAGUGGAGGUGGGAGGUGAGGGGAUGAGCAGUGCGGAUUGGUUGUGCGAUAAGUUUCACGGGUUUUUUAAGAACGUGAACGAUGCAUUCGUUAGUAAAGAUAUUCAUUUCAGCUGGGUUGAUGUGAACUGCGAAUCGGAAUGUGAAGUGGAAGAGGUUGGGGACGAAGAUUCAGAAUGGGAGGGUUUUUGGGCUUCAGUUUUGCUUAAGAAUGGGAGAGGAGAUUCACGCAUUGGGAUUCUUAAACCAUUCACCAUAUCUUCUGCUCUGUUGUUCCUUCCAAAGAUUGCUUCUUCCCCAAACAUGGAAGCAGUGAAUCCAUUGCCGUUUGCUGGGAAGCACGAUAGCAACGUGCUUAGGUCCAGUCCAGAUAUGCUAGACACAAUUGGGUCUAAUGACUUUCAUGCUUUUGAAGGUUUAGAAAUGAAAUUGGAGGACUUAUAUUUUUCCAGGGAAACUGGUAAGUCCAAGAAGUUAAAGUUUUUGAAAUGCUGGAUGAAACAGGCUCAAAGAGCUAUCCAACCUGGCCUUAAGUCAGAUGGAUCCGAGCCCCAAGUUCACAUGCCAAUAGAAAUGGAGAACAGACAAGCAGACACGCCAGAAGUGAAUGAACAGCCAAUCUCUGCAUGUGCCUCCUGCGGAGAGGAUUCUUUGACUGCAGUUUCUAGAGUACAAGAUGAAGUUGCAUGUGGAAAUGAUAUAGUAAGUCCAGAAGAUUUCCUCAGUAGCAUACCCAGCAAGACCCGUCAAGGAAUUGAAUCUGAAGGGGUAGACUUGGGGGCUUUGGCAGAACGGCUUGUGAAAUCCUGCACAUUAUAUAUAUACCAGAAUUUUGAAUCUGAACUGGCUGCAGUAAAUCAGUCCCCUUCAGCAAAUGCAGAUGACGCUAGUUGCAGCAGGGUUGCUGCUGAGUUGAUGAAACUUGUGCUUUUGGAUCCAAAGGACUUAAGUGAAAGGAACAAAACCAGGGAUCAAUCCUGUCCAAAGUCAGACUCGACUGCUUCAGCGCGUGUCAUUAGAGAAUACGAAUUGCAGAUAUUUUUCCGAAUGGAAAUAUUGCGCUUGCAAAUAGCAACUAUAUUUAAGGAGUCGGUGAAGCUAAAGUUUGUGAAGCAAAUAUGCCUGUUUUUGGAGUGCAUCCAAUGCCAAAUGGAGGGUGGCUUUUUUGGCGAUUGGAGCCUUCAUAAUUAUGUGGGAAAGAUCAUCAAGAGCAGAUAUUUUACUGAUCUAGAGGAGGUGGUCCAGCGCAUCUAUUCAAAAAUGGAUUUGCUGUUAUUCCAUGACGAGGAAGAUGAGUUGCCCAAUUUGCAACUCAAUAGUCAAGACAGCAGUAAAUGCACAGAUGAAGAUAAAAUGGACAAAAACAUCCAGUCUGAUAGAUCGGUUUCAGCAGAAAAUGAAUUAGAUGAACGAUGGCAAGGCGACAAUGCCAGAGCAAAUCGAGAGGAGCAUCUCCGCAGAUUAAAUGAAGCUCAGGAAAGAAGAGAGAGGGCUCGGAGAUUCGCAUCAUUCACAAGCUGGGUACCCGAUCUGCAAAGAGUCUGGGCUCCAAAGCAGCCUGGGGGAACGAAGAACCAGUCCGAUCCUAGGAGAAAGCUACUGAAGAAGAAAGAUCGAACCAGGACAACCUGUGACAUGGUUUUUGAGACUCCGAUGACUGACAACAAACGCUCCUGCCUGCGAGCCAACAGUGGCAAGAAUAAGCAAGAUCCUUCAUCAAAGCAUGGUUCUGUUUCAAGGCUCUAUUUUCUGACUGACAACUAA